AUGACUGAAACUGCCCAUUCAGAAGAUAUACUCUUAACAGUCCCAGAUUUUUCUCUUGCCGAUAGUAUAUAUAUACUGGAAUCCCGUUAUUCAAAUGAUAUUGAAAAAAAAAGAGCACAAGAAGAAAUCCUAGAGAAGAUAAAAAUGUAUAAUAUGGGAUCUUUAUACAAGAUAUUGUGUGAAGAUAAAAAACUAAUGGAUUUAGAUAAAUCCCUAGUAAAAAGCUUAGAAGAAAAAAAUAAUCAAGAAUUAGAUAUUAUAAAUGCGAAAAUUAAGGAUGCAGAGGAUAAUUGUGGUGAUUUAGAAGUUAGAACUGCUCAUUAUAGUAAGACUAUUCACUUUAUACGUAUAGGAGAUAAGCAAAAAAGUCUUGAAGAGUUAGAAAUUUCAUAUCAAAAGACUAUUGGUAGUGGAUACAAAUUGGAAUUGUUAUUUCUAGGUGUUAGGAUUGGAUUAUUUUGGCAUGACUCUAAAAUUGCAAAUAGCUAUAUGAAACGAGCAGAAGAUGAAUUAGCGAAGGCUGGAGAUUGGGAACGUAAAAACAGAUUAAAAGUAUAUCAAGCUUUGAGUAAACUUGUAUCAAGAGAUUUUAAUGGAGCUUCUCAGAUAUUUUUAGAUUGCUUAACAACAUUUACAGCUGUAGAAAUUUUGACAUUUGAACAAUUAAUUUUCUAUACAGUCAUUUCAUCUGUAUUAACAGUAGGAAGAACAAUAAUAAAAUCAAAAUUAUUAACAUCUCCAGAAAUACUUAAAAUAGCCCUACAACCUGAUCAACAUUUUCUUUUAGAAUUUAUUGAAUGUUUGUACUAUGGUAAAUAUUCCCGAUUUUAUUCUAUUUUGGUUGAUAUAGUUUACCUUCUACAGAAAGAUCGUUAUUUACAUCCUCAUCAUAGAUAUUAUCUGAGAAAUAUACGUCUUAGAGCUUAUAAACAAUAUUUAGAACCAUUUGAAUCUGUUACAUUGUCAGAAAUGUCUAAAUCAUUUGGAUUAUCUACAAAUUUUCUUGAGGAUGAUAUUGUUUCAUUCAUUUCUUCAUCUAAAUUACCAUGUAAAAUUGAUAAAGUUAAGGGUAUUAUACUCUGUAAUACAGUUGAUGAAAAACUUAGUGCUUACAAUGAAAUUAUUCAUAAGGGUGAUACAUUACUAAAUAGGCUACAGAAAUUAUCAAGAGUUAUUCAAGUCUAA
Cryptosporidium muris RN66 is the source of this 1185-nucleotide messenger RNA. RefSeq names its product PCI domain-containing protein. Gene Ontology annotation, biological process: proteasome-mediated ubiquitin-dependent protein catabolic process. Bases 1 to 1185 code for a protein of 394 amino acids. The transcript has a single exon. The record is from RefSeq and is a predicted model, not a curated record. Lineage: Eukaryota; Apicomplexa; Conoidasida; Eucoccidiorida; Cryptosporidiidae.